AUGAACUCGCAACAACGCUUGGAACACGCCAUCUCCAUAGCGGCCGACCCUUUUUCCGAGCCUGAAAUCUACUACGGCGAGCCCGAUGGACACCACCGUCGGCGCACGUUCUCGGCCGACUUGAGAUCGGUCAAUCGGGAUGAUAUCAAGGAGUUUCUCGGAAAGUUGCCCGCGCGUCGAGGAAGUCACGAUGAAUCGACUUUGGCAUCUCGCAAGUUCCUAAUUGAUGUUGACAAGACGAUCGCAUCUCUGCUCGAACGUGAGGAUACUGAUCAGAAUAUGGAAAUCACAAUCGAGGAUGUUGGUCCCAAGGUCUUCUCAGUGGGAACAGCCGCUUCUCACGGGUAUAAUAAAUUCGAUGUCCGAGGCACCUACAUGCUGUCUAACCUGCUCCAAGAGCUCACAAUAGCAAGAGAAUACGGUCGCAAGAGAAUUGUGCUUGACGAACAACGCCUGAGUGAAAACCCCGUUAGCCGCCUGUCUCGCUUUAUCAAAAAGACUUUCUGGAAUGCCUUGACUCGAAGAAUUGAUGGCUCAAAUAUCGCCAUCGCUGGGUUAGAUCCCAAGGACUGGACCGGCGACCCGCGACCCCGUAUAUAUGUACCACCAGGAGCACCCGAGCAGCUAGAAUACUACAAGAGAAUCGCCGAGCAGAAUCCGGAGAUGGGGCUGGAUGUUCAGCAAUUGGAGGGUCCCAUCACCCCGGAAUACGUUAAGAGCUUGAAUUCCAAGCCAGGCCUCUUAGCCUUGGAGAUGGAGAAGUUCAUUAAUCCAAGGACAGGCAAGGAAGAUCUACGAGGUGUUCCUUUUGUCGUCCCAGGUGGCCGGUUCAACGAACUGUACGGCUGGGACAGCUACAUGGAAUCGUUGGGUCUGCUGGUUAGCGAUCGAGUGGACCUGGCCAAGGGUAUGGUGACCAAUUUCUGUUUUUCUAUCAAACACUACGGCAAGAUUCUCAAUGCCAAUCGCUCAUACUACCUCACACGAUCGCAGCCGCCUUUCCUCACCGACAUGACAUUGAGAGUGUACGACAAGAUCAAAACAGAACCCGGUGCGCUCGAGUUUCUACGAAUGGCGACACUUGCAGCAAUCAAAGAAUACUACAGUGUAUGGACUGCAGAGCCACGAUAUGAUCCCGUCACAGGUCUUUCACGGUAUCGUCCUGAAGGUCUAGGCGUUCCUCCAGAAACCGAAGCCAGCCACUUUCUUCACCUUCUUACGCCAUAUGCUGAAAAGCAUGGCUUGUCAUUCACAGACUUUGUCAAAGCUUACAAUGAUGGAGUCAUUACCGAACCUGAUCUUGACGAAUAUUUCCUACAUGAUCGCGCCGUUCGUGAAUCCGGCCACGACACAUCUUACCGCCUGGAAAGAAUCUGCGCUAACUUAGCCACCGUCGACCUCAACUCACUUUUGUACAAAUACGAAGUAGACAUUUCACGAAUCAUUCGUACCUACUUCAAAGACAAGUUGACGAUACCUUCAGACUUCCGCACGCCGCAAACCGCAAACAUCGAGUUUGAAACAUCGUCUGUUUGGGAUCGUCGAGCAAGGAAGAGAAAAGUCACCAUGGAUAAGUUGAUGUGGAGCGAGGAGAAGGGCAUGUUCUUUGACUACGAUACAGUCACGAAACAUUGCAUACUCUAUGAGAGUGCUACGACAUUCUGGACCAUGUGGGCUGGACUGGCAACUCCAGAACAAGCCUCCAAACUGGUCCGACAAGCUCUGCCUCGACUCGAGGAAGCUGGCGGUCUGGCUUCUGGAACCGAAGAGUCGCGCGGAGAGAUUAGCCUGACUCGACCUAAUCGUCAAUGGGACUAUCCCUUUGGAUGGGCUCCGCAGCAAAUGCUGGCAUGGACGGGUCUUAUGCGAUAUGGAUAUCAAGACGAUGCGGAGCGGUUGGUUUAUAAGUGGUUGUACAUGAUUACCAAAGCAUUUGUCGACUUUAACGGUAUUGUGGUGGAAAAGUACGAUGUCACACGUCCGAUCGACCCUCACCGAGUCGAAGCUGAAUACGGUAAUCAAGGUUCAAGCAAGACCGGAUUUGGUUGGGUCAACGCCAGCUACGUUUACGGCCUUGAAAUCCUGAAUGCGCAUCAGCGACGAGCGUUGGGAGCAGUGACUCCGUACGAGACGUACAGCAAGGCUGUUGAUCAGCAAUUUCCUUUCUAA
Talaromyces marneffei is the source of this 2169-nucleotide messenger RNA. RefSeq lists its product as uncharacterized. Gene Ontology annotation, molecular function: alpha,alpha-trehalase activity; calcium ion binding. The transcript is spliced from 5 exons. Gene Ontology annotation, biological process: trehalose catabolic process. The coding region runs from base 1 to 2169 and encodes 722 amino acids. Gene Ontology annotation, cellular component: cytoplasm. The record is from RefSeq and is a predicted model, not a curated record. Lineage: Eukaryota; Fungi; Ascomycota; Eurotiomycetes; Eurotiales; Trichocomaceae.